CUCGUCUUCUCUCCUCCUCUCUCCACGUCGUCAACCUCGUCGUCGCCGCCCAUGCUCGCCCGUAGCACUGCCGCCGCCGCCGCCUAGUCGCUCCUUGCCCCCCGGGGCCCUGACAUGUCUCUCACCACAACGAGAACCACCUUCAUUCUUUUUCCGACUAUCGAAUAGUCGCGUCCGUUCCUUGCCGCUCGCCAUAUCGCUCUUGUCGCAAUGCGCUCCACAACUCUACUCGGCGGCUUGAUUGCCGUCGUCACCAGCAGCGCGCCAUUUGUCUUCGCCCAGAAAGGCACCAGCGGUGCCGUGUGGGCCACUCCUCACGAUAGCUACUCUUCGUCAGUUGGCGUGCUCGGCUGCAAGGUUGACACAAACCGCAUCGCUUACUGGCCUGGCUCUGUCGACUGCAACAACAUCUGCAUUUCCCUCACAUACGAAGACCGCACGGUCCGCCUCUUGCGUGUGGAUCAGUCGCAGGGUGCCUUCGAUGUGAGCUACGAUGCCUGGAACUAUCUCUACACCGGUUACUCCGCCACUGCAAAACCGACUGCUGGCGGGGCUCUCCCCAUGAACUUUGAGACACUCCCAGCAGGCGACUGCGCCGACCUCAUCCACACGGAAGGCAGCAAGCUGCCCCUUAGCGCUUCCAACAGCAUGAACUUCCUUGCCAGCUGUCUCGCUCAGCCCGACAGCUGGGUCGCCAAGAACUACGUUCUCUACAACAUUCUGGAUUCAGUCUGCUCCUGGGGUUACGAUGAGACGUGCACCCUCGACUGGCCGACAGCGAACCAGGCCAAGUGCCAGAAUGCACUUGGGCAGCCUGUCACUCUCACCUCUGCGCCAGUCUACAACAUCAAGUACCCCAGUGGUGAGACCGUCAACGCGGCUUCGCAAGCCGUGGUGCCGGCGCAGCCCGAAAGUUAUGCCACAAAGCCAAGCGCAUCGUUCGCGGCCAGUCUGGCUCCCUCUCUACUGGGGAUUUACAUCAGCUUGAGUUAUGUUUUGCAGGGCAUUUUGUAAAGUGCCGUGUGAUGAGACAGACGUUCAUUGUGAUGCGUAAUGACGUUCUUGAAGAUAUUUUUCGAUACCCCCCAUUUUAUACCUCCUUCUUAGCGGCAUCUUGGACAAAAGUCUCAUAUAUAGAUCGAUAUGGACAUAAAAGAUAAUCACAAACCACUUGAGCUCUUG
This is a messenger RNA of Microdochium trichocladiopsis, 1182 nucleotides long. RefSeq lists its product as uncharacterized. The record is from RefSeq and is a predicted model, not a curated record. The transcript has a single exon. NCBI's taxonomy places the organism in Eukaryota, Fungi, Ascomycota, Sordariomycetes, Xylariales, Microdochiaceae. The coding region runs from base 211 to 1014 and encodes 267 amino acids.